Hemiscyllium ocellatum (epaulette shark) is the source of this 988-nucleotide messenger RNA. Its product is annotated as proline-rich transmembrane protein 2-like. Bases 273 to 800 code for a protein of 175 amino acids. The transcript has 4 exons. Gene Ontology annotation, cellular component: membrane. Lineage: Eukaryota; Metazoa; Chordata; Chondrichthyes; Orectolobiformes; Hemiscylliidae. The record is from RefSeq and is a predicted model, not a curated record.
GGUGUGUGUGUGUGUGUGUGUGAGAGAGAGAGAGACAUUUACACACCCUGCAAUCUCCCCCCUGCUCCGCUUGGCUGGGCUGGGUGUUUAGGUUUGUCUUCUCCUUGGCAGGGUAGUGGUUCUCACCGCUCCUCUCCUCCCUGCUGUCUGCUCGUUGUGAGAAUAUGAAUUAUUGACUGGCGGAUCUUGCCAAAGCUGCUGUUCCUUCCAGCCCUUUUCUGACGAGACAUAACGGUAUCGAUUUCCUCUCAGUUGGUCAGCUGUGAUCUGUGAUGGCUGUAAAUUCGGACAGCCAGGGAACUGAGGUUGGGAGUCCAGCAGCAGCCACCGCUGACCCUGAACCAGCAGCAGUCGUGAGGGAGAAACAGCAGCUGAAUGGGAACGGUCUGAUGGAUGGAUCGAAAACUACUUCCCUGCAGGACCUGGCCCGUCCCCUUCACAAACAAAGUCCCCGGAAGGCUGUCCGUGCGAGUUCUGUUACCCAUCUCCCUCAGAGUGCCCUGAACUCCCCUCGUACUAGCAUCCACAGACAUCCCUCGGUCCAAACCGUUGAGGGAGGUGACCAUGAGAAACCACGUGACUACAUCAUCCUGGCUGUUAUCUCCUGUUUCUGCCCAAUCUGGCCCCUCAAUAUUGUGGCAUUUGUCUAUGCUGUGAUGUCUAGGAACAGUUUCCAGAAUGGAGAUGUGGACGGAGCGCGGAGACUAGGCCGAGUUGCGAAGUUGCUGAGUAUUGUAGCUGUUGUUGGGGGCCUGGUCAUCAUCGCAGCUUGUGUCAUUAACUUCUCCAUUUUCCAGUGAAGGUGGGAGUGUGAAUCUCCCCGUCCCCCACAGGGACUGCAGCCAGACGGACAGCACUGACUACGUGGGACGGUGGAGAGGGAGAGACAGCCGCUGUGGGGUCCCUGCUGUUGGACAGUCAGCUGCUGUUCCUGAUUAAGACUAACUCUGUAAUCGCAUGUCAAAGUUUACCAGACAGUAUUGUUCAG